This is a messenger RNA of Beauveria bassiana ARSEF 2860, 1980 nucleotides long. Its product is annotated as amidase-like protein. The transcript has a single exon. NCBI's taxonomy places the organism in Eukaryota, Fungi, Ascomycota, Sordariomycetes, Hypocreales, Cordycipitaceae. The record is from RefSeq and is a predicted model, not a curated record. The coding region runs from base 1 to 1980 and encodes 659 amino acids.
AUGAAAUGUUAUUCGGCCCCGUUCAUGAAAAACCUGAUUCAUCGAGAAUUUGAUCGUUCAAGGUCAUGCGUUGCACCGCUAGCAUACCUCGCCAGUGCAAUUACGUUGCUCGCUGCGGAAGCGUGGAUACUCGAGCUAGCCGAGAAUCAUAGUCGUCCAGGCACACAUCCCUCUCCCAUCAAUACUUUGAGAAAAUUCAUCCACCAAACGAGUGAAACAAUAGCAUAUUACGUUGGGCUUGAUAUUGAUUUGAUUGAGAAGGCGGAUCUUGCGCUCGAAAAGUCGCCGCCGCCGCCGCCGCCAGAGGCGCAAGAGUCGCGUUGCACCAUGCAUCUAAUCUCUGGAGCGUUGCUCAACGGCGUCAUCAGCCUCUUGCUUCAAUCACAAAGCAGCUUUGCAGCGUCGAAUGAUGGCUUUCAAAUCCCGCUUCUACUGGACGCAACACUGGACGAAUUACGAGCCGGUCUUGAUGCGGGCCGCUUUACCAGCGUGGACCUGACCAAAGCAUACAUUGCUCGUAUCAACGAAGUCAACGAGGACCUCCAUGCUGUCACCGAAAUUAAUCCCGAUGCUCUGACCAUCGCGGCCGUGUUGGACCGGUUCCGAGAAACGACUACAGAACCACUGAAUCCACUGCAUGGGAUACCAAUCUUGGUGAAGAACAACAUAGGGACUGCAGACAAGAUGAAUAAUACCGCUGGAUCGACUGCGCUGCUGGGGGCGAAGCUCAAAGAAGACAGCACAAUAAUCAAGAAGCUGCGCGAAGCCGGAGCCGUUAUCCUGGGCAAGGCAAAUCUUUCACAAUGGGCAGGAUCUCGUAGCUUGCAGGCAAGCAAUGGCUGGUCCGCACAUGGCGGCCAAACCAUUGGCGCUUAUUAUCCAGAACAGGAUCCUGACGGCUCGUCGUCCGGCAGCGCCGUGGCCUCGUCGAUCGGUUUGGCAUGGGCAUCGAUUGGUACUCAAACGUUGGGAUCGAUCUGUGAUGCCUCCCACGCAAACAAUAUUGUGGGCAUCAAGCCAACGGUAGGUCUGACUUCGAGGUUUCUCGUGAUUCCGCUGUCGGAGCACCAAGACAGCGUCGGACCGAUGGCACGAACUGUCAAAGAUGCGGCGUACUUGCUUCAAGCCAUUGCUGGAUCCGAUAGCAAAGACAACUAUACAGAUGUCGCUCCAAAUCCGCCGGCGGACUAUGUUGCCGCGUGUAACAAAAAUGCACUCAAGGGCAAGCGGCUGGGCGUACCCAAGGACUACCAGAGCAUGCGUCGCUAUCUCACGGCGGACGCCUCAUUCGAAGCGUUCGAGUCUACUCUCCAAUUGUUACGCGAGGCUGGAGCACAUGUCAUGGAGGAUAUCGAAAUGCCUGGAGUGGAACUCAUGAAGCAGACCGGCAGACAGGAAAUCAUCGGUGGCGCUGACUUCUUGACGGAUCUGCCCAAGUAUUUGACAGAGCUGGAGACGAACCCGAACGAGAUCCACACUCUGUCCGACGUGCGCGCAUUCACAGACCGAUCGUCAGUCGAAUCGGACAAGUUUGACUUCAUGAUGUUCAAUAUGAUUCUGAAGCGCGAUAUUAACAAUACGAUGCCUAUUUGGUGGGAAUACUACAAUGAGCAAUCUUACCAGAGCAAUGCCCUAGGGCUGAUAGGCGCUAUUCGCAACAACAGCUUGGAUGCCAUGAUAUUGCCGCCCCCUAUCGCGACAGAAAUAGCAGUACAAGGAGCACCGACGAUUUCUGUGCCUCUGGGACAUACCAACCAGAACACCCCCUAUCAUCGCAACGAGGUGGACACACUGAAUGACAUGGGGCCAAAUCGCCCAUUUGGGUUUGGAUUUGUAGGAGAUUACUUCUCGGAGGAGAAAUUGAUUGGAAUGGCCUAUGCGCUGGAACAGCUCACGCAGGUGCGCAAGACGAUCAAGCCGCACAUACAGCCCAGGACGGAGCUUGAGGACAUCGUGGUAUUCAAGAGCGAGGACCUGUAG